This is a messenger RNA of Spathaspora passalidarum NRRL Y-27907, 1005 nucleotides long. It is a transcript of the gene PAM18, whose product is annotated as Pam18p. Gene Ontology annotation, biological process: protein import into mitochondrial matrix. NCBI's taxonomy places the organism in Eukaryota, Fungi, Ascomycota, Pichiomycetes, Serinales, Debaryomycetaceae. Gene Ontology annotation, cellular component: PAM complex, Tim23 associated import motor. Gene Ontology annotation, molecular function: ATPase activator activity. The record is from RefSeq and is a predicted model, not a curated record. The annotation marks the transcript as partial. The transcript has a single exon.
UACCCCAGCAUAGUCGAUAGCAUCUUCUUGUAAAUAUAAUUCCAUCAUGGCACCUAUGCAAGUACCCACUUUAGCCAUCCCUGGCGAAAACACUCAACCUCAGACUAUAGAUAUCCCACAGCACGAACAUCAGCACCAACCACAAUUUACCGGUCAUUUGCAAAAAAAACAAGCACCUGAGGGAUCAAUAGAAUGGUAUUUUGACCAAGGUGUAAACUGGAUGGGUGACCAUCCUUGGAUUACCGGUAUGGGUGUGUUAACCUUAGCAUAUUUCGGUGCUGGGUUCAUUAAGUCAAACCAACCAGGUAUAAACGGAAAAGCGUUCAUUAAAGGUGGAUUUGGACAAAAGAUGACUGCCAAGGAAGCAUUACAAAUAUUGAACUUGAAAGAAAGUAAUUUGAGUAAAGCUAAAUUGAAGGAACAACACAGAAAAUUAAUGAUGGCUAACCAUCCGGAUAAAGGUGGGUCUCCACUUUUGGCUACAAAAGUUAACGAAGCUAAGGAUUUCUUGGAAAAAAGAGGUGGUAUGAAAGAUAAAUAGAAUAGUUAAUGUCUUUGUAAAUAGUUAAUGGCAUAGAUAAAUUGUUGUGUAUCCAAUUGCAGUCGCUAAUUUCUUUGGUUGAAAAAAUUAAACCUAGAUUACCCCUAUUACUCAAGCCUCUAGACACUAUUCGGUCUGAAUAAGCAAUGUAAGUUAUGGAUCAGAGUUGUUGCAGUGUGUGGCACAUAGAGGGGUGUAUUGCACAACUGACCAUAUGGUGUAAAGUCAGGUUUUGACAAGAGCAUUUAAAUUAUAUGGGCUAUGCAAGAUUCCUCUAAUAAAAUUAUUCGGCCGAACUGAUGCGACGUCAUCCCUGCAAAGGGCAUGACGUGGAAAGCCAGAUUCUUCUCAUUUCCUGUAGAAUUUCAUGACAGAGAUAGCUAGUCUUUAUCUAAAUUACCUAUUAUACCUACUAUAUAUAUAAAAAAUACACAUACAACUUACGGUUGUUCUCUGUUAGUGCU